UGCCUACUUAUACAAGGAGACGGACUGGUCCGCCUCCGCUAUCCUAGCUGCAUACAGUCUCUAGCUAGCUCCUCUUUCACAAGAUAUAUAUUAUUUCUCCUACUUUGUUUCUUCAGGGUUCAAAAAGCAUCUCUGAUCUAUGGAAGCCAAAGGUUAUACCCAAGAUGGCACCGUUGAUCUUCGUGGCCGCCCCGUACUUGCAUCUAAAACUGGGAAAUGGAAAGCCUGCGCUUUCCUUAUUGGUUAUGAGGCAUUAGAGAGGAUGGCCUUCAACGGAAUAGCGUCCAACUUGGUGAAUUACUUGACAACCCAACUUCAUCAAGACACAGUUUCAUCAGUAAGGGAUGUGAAUAACUGGUCCGGAACUGUGUGGAUUACACCAAUUCUUGGUGCGUACAUUGCAGAUUCUUACGCGGGUCGUUUCUGGACUUUCGCCGUCUCAUCACUCAUAUACGUCAUGGGGAUGGUGCUUCUGACAACGGUAGUUUCACUCAAAAGCUUGAGGCCAUCAUGUACAAAUGGAGUCUGCAACAAGGCCUCCACUUCACAGAUUUCCUUCUUCUACUUAUCUCUCUACACUAUAGCAAUUGGGGCAGGUGGAACGAAGCCCAACAUAUCCACCUUUGGCGCAGACCAGUUUGAUGAUUUCAAUCCCCAUGAGAAAGAGCUCAAGGUUUCAUUCUUCAACUGGUGGAUGUUCAGCACUUUCUUAGGCGCUUUAGUUGCCACUCUUGGCCUUGUUUAUAUUCAAGACAAUCUUGGAUGGGGAUUAGGCUAUGGUAUACCUACGGCCGGGCUUCUGCUGUCCCUAUUUAUUUUCUACAUGGGGAUCCCAAUCUACAGGCACAAAGUUAGGAAGACUAAAAGUCCUGCAAGGGACUUGAUUCGAGUCCCUAUUGCUGCCUUCAAAAAUAGGAAGCUUCAACUACCUAACAACCCCUCAGAGCUUUAUGAGUUUGAGCUGCAGCAUCACACAAGCAGUGGCAAGAGACAGGUCCAUCACACCACCAUUUUCAGGUUCUUGGACAAGGCUGCAAUAAAAGAUUCCAACUUGGACCCCUCAAGACCACCAUGCACAGUGACUCAGGUAGAAGGAGCCAAGCUAAUUUUGGGGAUGAUAUUGAUAUGGCUUGUAACACUAAUUCCUAGCACGAUUUGGGCACAAAUCAACACUCUUUUUGUCAAACAAGGUACCACCUUAAAUCGAAGCCUGAGCCCCAACUUCCAAAUUCCAGCUGCCUCGCUAGGGAGCUUCGUGACUCUCUCCAUGCUCAUUUUUGUGCCCAUGUAUGAUCGUUACUUUGUACCAUUUAUGCGUCAGAGAACCGGAAAUUCUAGGGGAAUCACACUUCUUCAGAGGCUGGGCAUUGGAUUUAUCAUACAAGUUAUUGCCACUGGAGUUGCUUAUGCUGUGGAAGUUAGGCGCAUGCAUGUCAUAAGAGUGAACCACAUAGUAGGUCCCAAGCAAAUCGUACCUAUGAGCAUAUUUUGGCUAUUGCCCCAAUACGUUCUACUAGGCAUCGCAGAUGUGUUCAAUGCAAUUGGGUUGCUAGAAUUCUUCUAUGAUCAGUCUCCAGAGAACAUGCAAAGUCUUGGGACAACGUUCUUCACAAGUGGGAUUGGUGUUGGCAACUUUUUGAAUAGCUUUUUGGUAACAAUGGUGGAUAAAAUUACAGGAAGGGAUGGGGGGAAGAGUUGGAUAGGCGACAAUUUGAAUGACUGUCACUUGGAUUACUAUUACGUGUUCCUGCUGGUCAUAUCCAUAAUUAAUUUAGGGGUCUUUUUGUGGGCAUCGAGUAAAUAUGUUUACAAGAAGGAGAUCACAGAAGUGAAGGAGGGUUGUCUUCAAAUGGAGGGCAGAGUCUUAGAUAUGUCUCCUCUGGGGUUACAGGUAUAAAGAGGGUGCAUGAUUGUGAGGAUGUAUAAACAUAUAUGCUAGCUACUCCUGUAAGAUAUUUGUGUGUAUGUAAUAACAUUGGUCUAUUUGCAACCAGUUGGACCAUUAUUUUUUUUUCAGUCUACUAAUUCGAAUAUAGAUUAAUCUAUAUGUAAAGCAAACUAGCUUGGUAUUGUUGUGAUCUAAAUCUGAGUUGAUGUGUGUGAUUAGUGCUUGUUUGGAAAACA
Molecule: messenger RNA, 2124 nt
Organism: Carya illinoinensis
Lineage: Eukaryota; Viridiplantae; Streptophyta; Magnoliopsida; Fagales; Juglandaceae
Product: protein NRT1/ PTR FAMILY 5.1
Exons: 4
Coding region: 140-1897 (585 amino acids)
Biological process (GO): transmembrane transport; dipeptide transport
Cellular component (GO): membrane
Molecular function (GO): dipeptide transmembrane transporter activity; tripeptide transmembrane transporter activity
Source: RefSeq, a predicted model, not a curated record